Messenger RNA from Polyodon spathula (Mississippi paddlefish), 5563 nucleotides. RefSeq names its product rab11 family-interacting protein 1-like. Gene Ontology annotation, molecular function: small GTPase binding. Gene Ontology annotation, biological process: regulated exocytosis. Bases 806 to 5416 code for a protein of 1536 amino acids. The record is from RefSeq and is a predicted model, not a curated record. Lineage: Eukaryota; Metazoa; Chordata; Actinopteri; Acipenseriformes; Polyodontidae. The transcript is spliced from 7 exons. Gene Ontology annotation, cellular component: intracellular membrane-bounded organelle.
UGUUUUGCCAGACGUUUUGUGUUAAACUUGGAAAACACACACACUGAGUAUUGAUUUAGCUGAGUGACAGUGUACAUUGAAUAGGUCCUUGAUACCGGUUUGUUUGUUGUGUGCUGAGGGGGUGGGAGAGGAGACUGUUUAAAACAGACGAGUUGAACCAGGCAGAAAACAAUACACGUCAUCUAUAAAAAGCUUUACAAUAAUAGCUGAAUAUUGUAACUUAAAAAAAUAAAUAAAAAAAAAUUGGAAUUAAGUCACAUGACUUGUACACAUUUAGUGGCCGCUUUCACAGACCCAGAUUAGGGUUCAUGUUUGAGUACUUUAGCGUUCGAAGGGCCGGGUUGUUGUUGCUGCUGCUGCUCUGUGAAACCAGGGGGUUAAGUCGGUACCUGGCUGUUUCCACAACGGUUACUUAGCAGUGCUGUAGCUUUAAGAAGGUAGGGGGAGAAGGAGGAGGAGUGAGAUACUCUUGUGAAAUCGCCCUGGAGGAGACAGGGAGUGCACUCGCUGAACUGAAUUAGAUUGCUGUGCAGCUGGUUGGAGGAAGAAGUGGAGCUGAAAUUCAAGAAGAAAUAGAGACGCACACACAUUAAGGAGAGAGGAGGGGUGCAGGCUGGAGGGCAGCAGGUUUGAAUAGCUUAGUCGGGAGUGCUGGAAAGAAAUAAGGAAAGUACUGAGCUGCUGUAUGGAAAGCAGUAAGUUUGAAUUGAUCAAGAGUUAGAGAAAGUUGAAAGAAAGUAGGAGUGAAAACCAUUGGCACCUCAUUCCUAAGGCAGUGCUCCCUGUGAUUCCGCACACUGGGAUCAUGUCCUUAGCAGAGCAGAGCCAGCAGUGGUACCCCACCAACGUGAAUGUGACGGUGCUCCAGGCCCACAGCCUGAAGGCUAAGGGGAAGAACGGCACCAACGAUGCCUACGCCAUCAUCCAGCUGGGCAAGGAGAAGUUCUCCACCUCUGUGUCUGAGAAGAGCCUGGCCCCGGUGUGGAGGGAGGAAGCCAGUUUCGAGCUGCCUCUGUUCCACCAGGGGAACCAGGAGAGGUGCACGCUGCGCAUCGUGGUGAUGCACAGGGCCCUGGUGGGGCUGGAUCAGUUUCUGGGGGAGGCUGUUAUCAACCUGCUGGAGCUGCAUGAGAACAAGGAGCGCAACAAGACAGAGUGGUUCAAGCUCAAGUCGAAGGCGGGUAAGAAGGAGAAGGAAAGGGGGGAGGUUCAUGUGAACAUCCAGUUCAUGAGGAACAACAUGACUGCCAGUAUGUUUGACCUCUCCAUGAAGGACAAGUCACGCUCCCCCUUCGGCAAGCUGAAGGACAAGAUCCGGGGCAAAAAGGACCGGGGGGGCUUCUCUGACUCUGCCUCUGCCAUUGUGCCGCCGGUCUCCCAGGUUCUGACCGACAGCGAGGGGGAGGAGGGAGGCGGAGGCAAGGAAGAGAAACCCAAGAAGUCCGCCAAAUCCAAGAUCAAGUCCAUCUUUGGCAAAUCGUCGAACCUCCAGCGCUCAUCCCUCUCCCAGUCCAUGUCGGUCCUGCCCUCCCUGCAGCCGCUCCCAGAGAGGAAUGCGUGGCUCAGCGGCAGCCGGUCAUCUGGACUGGACGUUGAACCGUCUCUGUCUCCAGUACCAGAGGCUAAAGUGGAGGGCAAGCCCCCCCUACCGAAGCCCUCAACCCACAAGCACAGCCUGAGCGCCGACACCAAGCAGCUCUUUUCUGGCAAGAAGGAUCCCUUCUCCCUGCUGGGGGGUCUGCGCUCCAAAAAUGACCCCAUGUCCCAUUCCAGCGUGUGCAUCAAUGGGAGCCACGUGUACACGGAGGAGCCUGACCCUGAACCGGGCCUGAGAGGCUCUCUGCAGAACCUGUCUGGCGGCACCAAUAUUGGGUCCACUGAGGACUUCACCUCCCUGAAGAGCAGCGACCAAACCUCCACAGAGUCCCUGAAGAGCAAGACCCUGCCCAGCUACAAAGUGCAAAGCACCAGCGCAACCCAGAGGAAUCAGGAGGAGCUGCAGGAGGAGGAACACGCUGCCAGGAAGGCCGAAGAGAAGAGGCUAGAGGAAGAGAGGAAGAGAUGGCAGCAGCAGCAGGAGGAAGAGGAGAGGAGACUGGAAGAUGAGCACAAGAGAGUGGAGGAGAGGAAGAGACAGGAGGAGGAAAACAGACGGAGGCUGGCUGCAGAGGAGGAGGAAAAGAAAAGGCAGGAGGAAAUCCGUAAGAAAGAGGAGAGCAAGACAGUAGAGAAAUCAGAGAGCACCAAGGUGUCCACUCUGCUGUCGAUGGUCAGGGGGAGGAAAGACUCUCUGAAGAAUUCGGACAGCGUGAGUCCACCCGAGACCCCUGUAGACAAGAUGACCAAGUCUGUCCCCAAGAAACAGGGUUCCCAGGAAUUCGAGGCGGUCCCCCUGAGGAGGAAGCCUGUUAUCCCUUCCAAAGAGGAGCAAGACCCCGAUCCGCACCUGCAGGAGAAGGAGAGGGGAGCGAAGAACCCCUCCGCCCCGACCACAGGCUUCCCUAGCUGGGCAGCGAGCAAGGUCACUGCAGUCAAGCCCAGAUUGGACGUGUCUCUGAAGGAUGAAACCAAAGACAGGCUUCCUUCUCUUUCCACCUCGUGCCUCUCCCCCAUUAGCGCCACCUCCAAUCACUUCACUAGCACCCCUUGUUCACCCUCCUCUAGCCUCCCUUCCCCUACCCCCUUUCAAGACAGCUCUGUGCCUCCCAGUCGGGAGGCGAGUUCCGGUCGAACUCCAGUCGGCUCCCUCCUGAUGGAAAACGGGAAAUCUGUCCCCAAAACCGAUGCCUCCGAGGAAGGAGAGGAACCUCAGCUCUCCCCAGGCUCAGUGUUGGACUUGCUGUCGAAGGCUUCCUCCAGCUCUAUCUCUCGGACCCCGGCGGCCACAUCUCUCUUUGAGAAGGGUAGGCAAUCAGCAGCCUCAAUCUCUGCCUGUGUUCCAGAGGGUGCUGGCAUCCCUGCGAAACCAGCUUCUGUUUUUGACUUGCUGUCUAAGGCCGCCUCCAGGACAUCUAUAGCUUCCUCCUCUGGGUCAAAUUCUCCGCUUGUAUCUUCUGUGUCCGAGUCUCCCAUUGAGAGUAUCAAUAAGCCAGCCUCCGAUUUUGACCCGCUGUUAAUAGAAAACUUCAGGCCACCGUCUCUUUUCGACUGUCCCACUGUGUCGGCCUCUAUUUCUGACUCGGCCUUUGAGAGAAUGAACAAAUCAGCCUCUGACUUGCUAUUGAAGGACACCUCAAGGCCACCCUCUGUUUCCGACACUCCCUAUGAGAAUAUCAACAUUUCUGAUUCAGAUUUGCUUCCAGAGGCCAAUUCCAGGCAAUCUUCUCUUUCUGACUGUCCAACAGUGCCGGCCUCCCUUUGUAACCGACCCUUUGAGAAUGCCACCAAAUCUGUCUCCCUGUCAAAGGAAACUCUUUCUGAAUCCCCCUUUAAGAACACCACCAGACCUGCCUCCGUUUCCGAGGCAACCUCUAGGAGCAGAAAACCCUCUACUUCUGAAACCUCCUCUGAGAAGCAAUCAAAAGCAGAUUCGCUGGCCUCCGGCAUCUCCUUCAAAUCAGACAUACAUGAAUGCAGCAGAUCCUGGGACCCAAAAUCCCCACCCCCUGAAUUGAAGAGCGAUGAGAAGCCUGCAAAACUGGACGUCAAACCAGACCCCUGUACAUCGGAGAGAGAGAAGUCCGAAACCACUGGCGUUCCUGAACCUUCUGAGCCAGGUUCAAAACAGUUCAGAACAGAAAGAGAGGUGCCAAAGCCCACGCCCAGAGCCCCCAAAUCAUCCAGGACAGACCCGUGGGGCCCCGCAGAGCCUACGGCCUCCACACCGAAACCUGCGCCCAGAACCAUCACAGUUGAACAGGCCAGGAAAGAAGAGUCUGCUGCUGCUAUCCUUGCUCCCAGUCCACUGAGCAACAAGCCAGGCACUAACUCUUCACCCGUAGAGGCAGAGGGGAGGAGCAGCCCCAGUGCCAGGAGCCCAGCAGCAGUUAACAAGCCCCCAACUUCACUGGGUGCAAAAGGUAGUUCACAGGGUGGGGGAGUCACUGGGUUGUUUGUCGGGCGUCUGGGAGUCCCUUCUGCAAGCCCAGGACAAGACAAGAGCUUGGACAACAGCAAACAGGCACGCUCUGACCGGACUGCAAAAGACAGGGAUGCGCAAAAGGAUAAGCAGGCUGGUGGAAUGACAAAGGAGAAGAGCAAACUGCCUGACAAGAGCUCUGGGGAGGUAUUCACAAAGGACAAACUUGCUGCUUCGGAUGAGAGAAGGGCUGUUGAGUCUGUCACAGAGAAGGACAGAGAGACGCUACUUCACCAGAGCACAAGGGAGAUUUUAAACCAGAAGGAUGAACAGACUGUUCAAGACAAAAAUGCAGGGGAAAUGCAGGACAAACAAACUGACCAGAACGCAGAUGACAGACUUCUAGCACUGUUGAACAAAAGCACAGGCAACAGUUUAAAACCGAAAGACAAACAAACACUGUCGGACACAAGCGACAGUGAGACUCAGAAACUUUCUGUAUUAUCCACCAAGCAGACCCCGUCGCCCCCUGACAAAAACUUGAGCGGAAUAUCCUCGCAGAAAGAGAAACUGGCAAAGCCUGACCAAGACACGGAAGAAACGGUCACAGCAAAUACAAAACAGCCACUCGAGAACAAAAACGCAGAAUUGGAGGAGGACAGACAGACAUUGUCUGAGCAGACCUCGGAGAAGGACAGAUGGACACCACCAGCCUCGGUGGAGGAUGCUGAAGGCAACACCAGCCCAUUACUGGCUGUGCAAAACAAGCCUGCAGUUAUCUCUGUGAGGAAAAGAGCGGAGAGAACAGAACCAAGCAGCACUCUGAGAUCUAACUUGGAAAAGCAGACUGGAGAGAAAGUGGUUGAGUCCCAGAGGAAGAGUAAAACAGAGAGUCUGCCCCCUCUUCCUCUUCCCCCUCUACUCCCCUCUCCCUCCUCUCAGACGGUCGUGAAUAGCCCUGCCCAGCCCAUCGGCUCAGGAGGGAAGAGGCUGCUCCAGGCCUGGGUUUCUCCCUCGGAGACACAGCCAAUCACAAUGCAGCAAAUUCCUGGCUCAGCACAGCGCAGGCCUCACCCAGUGAAGCCGAUGAGCUCCCAGGACAGUCAGACUUCCCGAAUGGAGAAGGAUCUGAAGAGCACUGGGGUGAAGGAUGCCCCGUCCGGGCGGAGUGGACUACUCGCCAGCAAGUUCACUGACCCCACGGAUGUGGCCCCCUACUCCCAACUAACACACGAUGAGCUGGUAGCUCUGGUGGGGAAGCAGAAGGAGGCACUGUCCAAGAAGGACUGCCAGAUCAGAGACCUGGAGGACUACAUAGACAACUUGCUGGUCCGAGUGAUGGAGGAGACACCCAACAUACUGAGAAACCUGCCGUCCAAGCAGGCCGGCCGCAUCUAGUGGCAGUGUGCAUCUGUCUGUCUGUCUGUCUGCCUGUCUGCCUGCAUCUCAUCAGCUCCACUUCUUUUCCAGGGAUGGAAUUAAGACUCCUAUUGCAUAUGAGUUUGAUCCAUUCCUGGUUUUGCUACAAGUUUAACAAGACACACC